AUAAAAAUAUAACGUCUAUUUAGAUACUUAAAGGUACUGCUGACAACUUGAAAAUAAACAAAACUAUUAGGCCAAAGUGUUAAUCAUUUCUACAAAACGUUAUACGAUGUGUUGGCAAGUGCAGAAAAACAUAUACGCGUAGGUGUGGGGGCGCCGUGCAUGGGGCGAGGAGGGCGACUGCGCUGGCUGGCGGCGCUGGCGGUGGGCGCGCUCGUGCUGUGGGCAUGGCGCAGCGGGGCGAGGGCGCCGGCGGGCGCGGGCGGCGCUCGAGACGCCGGCCUGCCCGUGGAGGGCCGGGAGCUCCCGCUGAUAUUCAUAGGGGGCGUGCCGAGAUCGGGCACCACCCUGAUGCGGGCCAUGCUGGACGCGCACCCCGACGUGCGCUGUGGGCAGGAGACGCGCGUGGUGCCGCGCAUCCUCCAGAUGCGGCAGCACUGGAUGCGCUCGCAGAAGGAGAGCGUGCGGCUCGAGCAGGCGGGGGUGUCGAAGGCGGUGCUGGACAACGCCAUCGCCGCCUUCUGCCUGGAGGUCAUCGUGCGCCACGGGGAGCCGGCGCCGCGCUACUGCAAUAAGGAUCCGCUGGUGCUCAAGAUGGGCACGUAUGUGCUCGAGCUGUUCCCGAACGCCAAGUUCGUGUUCAUGGUCCGCGACGGCCGGGCCACCGUCCACUCCAUCAUCACGCGAAAGGUGACGAUCACGGGGUUCGACCUGAGCAGCUACCGGCAGUGCCUGAGCAAGUGGAACCACGCGGUGGAGCUGAUGUACGCGCAGUGCCGGGCGCUUGGGCCGACGCGCUGCCUGCUGGUGCGGUACGAGGCGCUGGUGCUGGCGCCGGAGCGCACCAUGCGCCGCGUGCUGGACUUCCUGCAGCUGCCUUGGAGCGACGCCGUGCUGCACCACGAGCGCUACAUCAACCAGCCGAACGGCGUCGCGCUCUCCAACGUGGAGCGUUCGUCGGACCAGGUGGUGCGAGCGGUGAACCUGGACGCGCUGCACAAGUGGGUGGGGCAGAUCCCGGCGGACGUGCGCGACGACAUGGCCGACGUGGCGCCCAUGCUGUCCGUGCUGGGCUACGACCCCUGGGCCAACCCGCCGCGCUACUCCGCCGACGAGCCCGCGCCCGCCGCCGCCGCCGCCCCCGCCGCCCCCGCCGGCCAAGCGCGCCUGCUCGACGAAUCUCCCCCGCCCUAGGGGCUAUAUUAUAGAUAGACUAUACGACA
Messenger RNA from Aricia agestis (brown argus), 1220 nucleotides. It is a transcript of the gene Tpst, whose product is annotated as protein-tyrosine sulfotransferase. The transcript is spliced from 4 exons. Lineage: Eukaryota; Metazoa; Arthropoda; Insecta; Lepidoptera; Lycaenidae. Gene Ontology annotation, molecular function: protein-tyrosine sulfotransferase activity. Gene Ontology annotation, cellular component: Golgi apparatus. Gene Ontology annotation, biological process: peptidyl-tyrosine sulfation. The record is from RefSeq and is a predicted model, not a curated record. The coding region runs from base 160 to 1191 and encodes 343 amino acids.